AUGUAAUCAUCAACUUAAUGCCAACGUCCAUGAUAUCGAUCGUGCCCACCUCAGCUGUUUUAUACAUGAUCUAUCCCCUUUCAUACUUCUCUGCGAUUGCCUACUACCACGAAACAAGAUCGCCAACCAAAGCACACCCUGCCAACCCCAAACCUCGAUCAUGUCGAGCACAUCGUCCGAGUGCGAUCGUUGCACUGCAAAAGAAAGUUGGCAUAUUUAUGCGAUGAAAGAUAUGCAGAGGAAAUGCACAGCAAUAUUAUUUUGUCAAUUGACGGCUUUCGGGACCUCCAGGCAGGCAGCAGCACCAUUUUACCUUAUCCGGGAUUAAACAAAACGUAAGAGCGUAUUAUGCAGACGGGAGAAGAUGGCAGGGAGCGGCUACGUUGUUUCGCCGGGAUGCGCAAAUUACAUCGAAAUGAGCAUUUCAAAAUUGCUGCAAGUCGCGUUGCAGACUGCGUCUUUUCUCCUCAUGCAUCGCCCCCUCGUCUAGUACGGGUGACACCAAGCUCCUCUUAUCCACCGGCGAUAGGUAUUCCCCGAGAAAGUUCUGCCC
Molecule: messenger RNA, 553 nt
Organism: Cucurbitaria berberidis CBS 394.84
Lineage: Eukaryota; Fungi; Ascomycota; Dothideomycetes; Pleosporales; Cucurbitariaceae
Exons: 1
Coding region: 18-227 (69 amino acids)
Source: RefSeq, a predicted model, not a curated record